AAUACUAGUAUAGCUAAAGUUUGUAAUACACAACGGCGUCGAUUGUUCUGCACGACAAUAAUCGGAUCGUACGUAGGCGUACGAAGAUUCAUAGCAACGACGAGCAUCGUGAUAUCGUAGGCACUGUCGCACGAAGAGUCACCGUGAAAAUGCGCGAAUAAGCGAGUUCCUAGGCGGCGGAUGAUCAUUGCGGUUGCUCCCGUGCACGAUGUUCCACCACCCCGAAAUGCAAUAGCUGUAUCGUAGGCACCAUGUACACAGCUUGGUUGUUCUCGUGAAAUUUUCUACGGAAGUUACACGACGUGCCUCGUAGAUUUCCCCUGCCUCACAGAUCAUCCGUUUAUUAUCGCAAACCUGUCGCCGCCGCCGCCGCCGUCACCGUCGUCGUCGUCAUCGUCUUCCGCUUCCGCUCCCGCUCGCGUUGCGUUCAUGUUCACGUCUGAUAAUUAAUAACUUGUGCUGUGCAACCCUUUAAUCGUGAAAGAGUAAUUGAGAGAUUGCAGUCAUGGAAUCAUCAGACAGGAAGAAUGUGUAUCUGACAAAAACCAGUGACAACUCCUUAAACUCUGGUAUGAGAGGAGACACUAUGAUUGUUGGUCAGGCUAACAUGACACAAGAGUGUGGCGGAGAAAAUGUGAUGAAACCUAAUGUGUCUAGUGUUUCUACCAAUCAAGCCAAGUGGUCCAAUGGUCAGGGUAAAAAUUUCAUCAUCAAUGCGGUGCCUGUAAAGAAUGAGAUUGUACAUCUAGAGGAUGGUAAUGCACAUUGCAACACUAAGAAAAUGUAUUACUACGAUAGACACUACACCGGUCACGAGGAGCCCGAGAGGCCGACGCGUAGAGGAACGAAAAGAUACAGGGACAAGGAUGCGCCGAAACGAGCAUUAUCUGCAUUUUUCUACUUUUGCCAAGAGCUACGGGGCAAGAUGAGGGAGUUGCACCCUGAAAUGGGAGUGGGUGACAUUGCAAAAGAAUUAGGAAAAUUGUGGAUGAGCACGGAUCUGCAGACAAAGUCCAAGUACAUGGCCAUCGCGGAAGAGGAUAGAGCCCGAUACGAGAGAGAAAUAAUCGCGUAUAACAAGAGAGUGAAAAAUUACGACCCGGAAGAAGUUGGAGCUGUAUAAGUUGUGUCAUGGAACGGAAGAAAACGACGAUUUCAGUCUCGUCUGAGCAUUCGAGUGCUGAUGCAAUACAUAAGAUUGCACGAAAAUAUUACUACUAACCUAGUAUUAUUACUGAUCGUUGUAUAUACUAUGUACACUGUUGAUAUUGUCGGGAAAGAAAGAAAAUUUUGGCUUUUGCAAAAAUUCGUUUAUAUACUUACGACGGCAAGAAAGAACAGUCAGGGGACGAGAUUUGUCUUAUAAUGAAUUUCUCUCUCAAACUA
Molecule: messenger RNA, 1386 nt
Organism: Linepithema humile (Argentine ant)
Lineage: Eukaryota; Metazoa; Arthropoda; Insecta; Hymenoptera; Formicidae
Biological process (GO): regulation of transcription by RNA polymerase II
Molecular function (GO): DNA binding, bending
Source: RefSeq, a predicted model, not a curated record